Messenger RNA from Orbicella faveolata, 2004 nucleotides. RefSeq lists its product as uncharacterized. The record is from RefSeq and is a predicted model, not a curated record. Lineage: Eukaryota; Metazoa; Cnidaria; Anthozoa; Scleractinia; Merulinidae.
AUCGUCAGCAAGGUUAUCUUGUAUUUAAAGGAUGUUAUAUUGGCGCGGGCCACAUUUAGCGGCGUCACGCUGAAUAUCUAGACAAGAUAAUUCCUCGUAGUUGAUAUCAAACAGCGCUUUUAACGUUCAGAGUACAGAAGCAACAUGUCUGCCAACACGAGGAGAAUGCCGGCGAUCUUUCUUUUUGUGUUCCUGGCUGGAGGCGCCCUGAGUCAGUCUACCUCGAUGGCGACAUCAGUAAUGGAGUCCAUGACAUCAUCCAUGUCACAACACAUGUCUCAAUCGAUGUCAUCACAAGUGUCUAAAUCAACGACACCACAAAUGUCUCCAUCGAUGUCAACGCAAGUGUCUCAAUCAACGACACCACAAAUGUCUCAAUCGAUGUCAACGCAAGUGUCUCAAUCAACGACACCACAAAUGUCUCAAUCGAUGUCAUCACAAGUGUCUAAAUCAACGACACCACAAAUGUCUCCAUCGAUGUCAACGCAAGUGUCUCAAUCAACGACACCACAAAUGUCUCAAUCGAUGUCAACGCAAGUGUCUCAAUCAACGACACCACAAAUGUCUCAAUCGAUGUCAUCACAAGCGUCUCAAUCAACGACACCACAAAUGUCUCAAUCGAUGUCAACGCAAGUGUCUCAAUCGAUGUCACCACAAAUGUCUCAAUCGAUGUCACCACAAAUGUCUCAAUCGAUGUCACCACAAAUGUCUCAAUCGAUGUCACCACAAAUGUCUCAAUCGAUGUCAACGCAAGUGUCAUCAUCGAUGUCGCAAUCCAUGUCCCAAUCCAUGUCACCAUCCGUGACACCACCGACCUCUGAGCUCAUGUCAAUGUCGACACCGCAACCGGUACCUCCACAAUCUAUGUCACAAUCAAUUUCUCGGUCCAUAUCCCCAUCAAGGUCACAACCAACAUCAAUGCCCACUUCAUCCAGCGGUUCCGAUCAGGGAGACCAAGGAGCAGGAAAAGGCGAUGAUGAUGAUGACGAUGAUGAUCGUAAGGUGAUAUUGAUCCUGCUGUCCGUGGCUAUAGGAGUGAUGGUGCUGGGCAUGAUCAUUAUAACAGUGGCUAUUUGUUGCGUGUUUCAGAGGAUCAAAUAAAGAACUCAUUAAACACAUGGACGUGAGAAGGUGGUAGAGUAGCUUAGCAAAGCGUUACCACAAGCAAGAAAUGGAAAGAUGCUACUCUAAUAAGUACGCUUUUACAAUUGCCUUCGCCGUACAAGUUGUAUCGCUUUGAUGUCAAAACCCUUCAUCUACAACUUACUUUAACAGACUAUAAAAGUAUCACUAAAGAACGCAAUAUUGCAAAAUCGGCGAUUUUAAUUUCCUGACCAGCAUAAUUGUAAGGUAAGGCGCAACUCGAGGUUUACUUCUCAAAAUAGAAUAUGAGUUUAAGCUCAACCCUAACCCGCUACCGAUUUUGCGAAGGAAAAAUAAUUCGAAAGGGUGUAAUUGUAUCAAACCCUCCUUCUCCGAGACGACAUGUAGGGAGAGUCUGUUAGCUCAACCCCCGAGUUUUACCCCUUUUUCUCGCGCAAAUUUGCCUUUAUAUACCAAGUUUACGCGGGGGUGGGGGGCGUAGUCAAAAAUUAAUUAGGUAGUACCCAUGCAUGUUUCACUGUGAACCGUAGUAACGUGAAUAAUAUUUAGAGGGCGUUUUAAUUUCUCGAUAGUAUAUCCCGUUUUCCACCGUGAGUACCUAAGAAAAUACAUAGUACAUUUUUUUAAUACACGAACGUAUUUUCGACUGUAUUGUUUCUUUAAAAUAUCAUAAAGUAAAUUAGGAUGUAAAAAGACAAGUUAACGAAUUAUUCGUCUUAGUUUUAAGGGACAGAUCGUUUUGAACAGUCUCGGUAAAGUAGAUAACAGAGUGAAAGUAACCAAACCGGUUCUCUCUCUCGAGAAACAAAAAAAAUGUAAACUAUCUUAAUUUUCCUUGGAUGUAAGUAUGAUUCUACGUUUAAAUGUAUGCAAUAAAGAGAACAGUUUGUUUGCAAACAA